Molecule: messenger RNA, 2658 nt
Organism: Stylophora pistillata
Lineage: Eukaryota; Metazoa; Cnidaria; Anthozoa; Scleractinia; Pocilloporidae
Biological process (GO): protein localization to centrosome
Cellular component (GO): centriolar satellite
Source: RefSeq, a predicted model, not a curated record
GUAACGGCGGGAAAAGAUGAUCGCAGAUGAUCUUGCUGAGACAAACACAAACAUGUUAAAACAAAACUGUUUGAAAAAAGUUGGGCAUGAAAAGUAGUGGGGGAGUAAAGGCGUCCAAGGCAUCCUUGUUGGCACGAGGUCUCCCCACAAAAACAAAGCCACCUGCGUUUAAAAGAGUCUCAAAAGGACAACAUAAAGCUGUUAAGGAGACCAAACCAGGUUACAGUCUCUACACUUCAGACUCAGAAGACCAGGUUUCUUCAGUUGACCGAGGCCUGAACAGAUGUGCAGCACUUCUGUCAAAUAUACUUGACAAUGAAGACAAAGAUGGUACAGCUAAGUCGAAGGUGACAAGUAUGGGGAAACCUGUUAAGUCAACUUUAAAAAGAGCAGGAACAGCCUUACAUCCUCAAGUUAAGCCAGACAGGCUUGGCAAUCAAAGAGCAAGACCAUCAAGUCGAAAAGUUUUGAUUCCUACUGCCAAGACUGACGACAGAGCAAGUCCUUCCCCAUCAAGGCCCCAAGAGGUAAAGCAAGGAAUCUCAACAGCUUACAAUGACCGCUUGGUGUCAUCCACACCAAUUCUCACUGCAGAGGAACGACAGAAACAGCAGCAGCUGCAAAGACGAGAGGCAGAAUUGCAACAGGAACUGUCACAACUCAAGCAGCGUUAUGAGUUGCUGCAGAAGCAGAACGAUCCCAACCACCACACAGAACAAAAACUACAACUGCAAAACUCCAUGAUGCAAGAGCUCGACAGCCACCAGCGGAAAAAUCCUUUACAAAGGUCUGCCUCUUCUAGGCACUCAACUGAACGACAGUCUGUGAGUAACUCUGGAAGUGAGAAACACUCGAGGAGACCAUCAGCGCGGAAAAGUCUGGAUUAUUCAGGUUUUCCUGAGGUGAAAACUUCGGCUAGUGACACUUCUGUUGAUCGUGGCUUUGACAAGCCCCAUGUAGAGGGUGUAUUAGAUGCGACGGGAGGGGAGGGUCGUGAGCGUGUUGGAGACGAUGAUCUGCUGCAAGGUGUGGACGACUCAGUAACGCAAGAGGUUGACACGUCAGGAUCAAAGAAACAAGUCAGAAUCAUAUCACCUUCUGGAAACACUUCACCUCACGUUGACAGAGAAUCGUUAGCAAGUGCAAAUCCACUUCAGAAUAUGUCCAAUUCUACAAACACAGGAAUUUCGGAAGGGAAAGCAACAAGGCAAAUAGCCACCCCAUCAUCUCCUUCUGCUCGGGCAAGCUCCAGGAGAGCGAAGGAUGGAAUAGAAAUUUCUUCUGCUGAAAAUCAGGCACGGAUGAUUGAGUACUUAAUCGAUGAACUUAGAGCGCUGCUUGGAAAUACAGGUGAUUUGGAGGUAGAUCGUUUGCUUAGUGAAAUAGACAAUGCGGCGAAGCUUCUACCCUAUCUCCUGGAGAAAGAUCACACAGCUUCUGUUUCUCAGGAAACUGAACAGGCAGUACGAGCCUAUAAAGUUGAAAAUGCUCAGUUAAAAAGGAAGCUCCUUAUUUCUCACCAGAAGUUAAAAGAAGGAUCCAUAAAGAAAUACGACGACAAAUCCUCUGGCAGGACGGAUCUAGCUUUUGAAUUGGCAGCUUGUAGGUCGGUGAAUAGUGUACUCCAGAAACAACUUUCAGAAGAGAAAGACAGUAAAGAGCAAGUAUUAACAGAGAGGGACCGACUCUCGCAGAACCUUAACGAACUGAAGGAGGAAAGAAAGAAGUUUCUACAAAUUCUAUCAAACAAGGGCGUUUUAUCCAACUUCUGUAUUUGUAACUUACAGGAACAAGAUAAUCUGCGAUUGAAGCGAGAAUUGCAGCAAGAUUCGUCCAAACUAACUGCUGAAAACGACAAGCUUAAAGCAGAUCUUGAGGCUGUUUACCUUUCGACGGAAGCAGACAAGAAAGAAGCCACCAUCCUUGGCCUUUCUUUGAAACAGAAAGAUGCAGAAAUAGACAGACUCAAAGAGCUCACCAGGGGUCUUCAACAAUCUCUAACCCGCUUGCUGUCAGACAUAGAACAGUUCCAGCCAAAUGGCCCUUUAAAGCUGGGCAGCAUGUUGGAUAAGGCCAGCGCACUGGAAGGUUUAAAUAAAUUUUUAGGGAGUGGCCUCCAGACAGCAGGCCAAGUAACGACCCCAGGGCUCUCCCCUGAGGUUUUACAUCUUGCAAGACGAAGUAACAGAAACCCUUUAUCUCCAAGUCAGCCCGAAAAAACAUUAAUUACCACUGAGCAAUCGCCGCCACUCAGUCAAGGUGUGGUGUCAAUGGGGAAAGUUUCCGGGAGGAGUUCUGAUUUAAAAUACAAAAAACAUUUACGAUUUGCGGACGCUGCACAGGACACCUCUGUGCAUACGGAUGGAAUUGAAUCAUGGGAAAACGGUUUAAAAGUGGAAGAUUUGGAGGAUGAAGAAAAUGGCGGUGAUUUAUCUUCCCUUUCAUCAGGAGAAGAAGAAGAUUUCAAGAGAGAUUUAGCAAACCUUGACGCUAAUAUUGCAAGGAUACAGAAAAGUUUGCGAGAAACCGCCCAUAGAACUUGACAUUAUUGCAGUUGGGAAAUAUAUGAACUAGUUAAGAAAAACUUAUCGAAGUUUUUAGACAAGUCGCCUAUUUUCGUACACAUUCUCAUAAUGUAAAGGAAUAUAAAAAAUAUAA